AUGGCCGCGGCCACAGUUUUUUUACGUGUACGGCGCCUUAUUUCACUCGCUGUAACAAUAGAACACGCAGAAAGACGCCUUAGAAGGCCACAGCUGUUGCGUAGUGACGCCGGUGCUUGGCCGCCCGGCUACCUCUCACACAGACACACCACCCUCAGGAACGCGCAGCGCAGCUGUUGCGAAAGGACGCCGGCCGCAGCGCACUAGAACUCAUAGGACGCGCCGCGCAAGAACAAUGGCGUCAACAAUGGGCGCCUCGCGCGACCUCACGCGCACCUUCGUCGAGUGGCGCGCCAUGCGCGAGAAGUCCCUCGGCGGCGCGCGCACCUUCGGCGGCUACGAGCGCGGGUCGAGCCAGGAGCACAGCCCCAUGUCCUCGAGCCGCGCGGCGCUGCCGCCGGUCUGGGUCGACGUCGUCGAGAAGGUCGAGACCGACGUCGCGACGCUGGAACGCGCCCUGAAGUCGCUGAAGGAGGCGCACCGCGCGCGGCUCAUGGUUUCAUUUGAUGAAUCGCGGGAGGCGGAGCUGGAUCGGGAGAUCGAGCGCCAGUCGCAGAACGCGACGCAGUUGUUUCGAGCGUGCGAGAAGACGCUGAAGCGCGUCGCGACCUUCGGCGGCGACGCCGCGGACGAUUCGGAAAGGAAGGUCCGGGCGAACGUGCAGCGGAGCGUGGCCGUGCGGAUCCAGGCGCUGAACACGGAAUUUCGCCGGGCGCAGAAGGAUUAUGUGGUUCGCUUAAAAUCACAAAAGGAAGGCAGUGCCGGCGGGGGCUUCGACUUCCUCUCGGCGUCGUCGCGGAACGACACGGGCGUCGCGUUCAACGAGCAGCAGAUGAGCGCCGUCGUCGACAUCGAGCACCUCGUCGAGGAGCGCGACCAGGAAAUCCGGAAGAUCGCCGAGUCCAUCCAGGAGCUGUCGGGCAUCUUCAAGGAGUUGGCGGUUCUCGUGAUCGACCAAGGGACGAUCCUGGACCGCAUCGACUUUAACAUGGAGCAGGUCGCCGAGCAUACCCGGAGAGGCGUCGUCGAGAUCGAGAAGGCGGAGCAGUACCAGAAGGCCGCGCGGCCGCGCAUCUGCAUCGCCUUGUUACUGUUUCUGAUCACGAUCAUGAUGAUCGCGCUCAUCCUGAAGCACCACCCGUCAGGCGGCGGGAAGAAAGGAGGGGGUAAGAAAGGCUAGCAAAACUAAA
Messenger RNA from Pelagomonas calceolata, 1190 nucleotides. NCBI's taxonomy places the organism in Eukaryota, Pelagophyceae, Pelagomonadales, Pelagomonadaceae. The record is from the annotation of a GenBank genome assembly.